UUCAGGUCACACGCAGUAAGCGAAAGUGAAUUCAUUAUGGCAGGCAGACUUUUACUACGUACAUGUACAACCUUGCAAUUGACAAUAAACAAUGUUGUGGCAAGAUCACUGUCACGCGCAAUGGGAACAUUAAAAGGGAUUCCAACUGAUGAGGAACAGGCCACUGGACUUGAGCGACGUGCCUUGCAGGUAUUGAAGAAGGGAAAGGAUCCUUGGAGCAUUCUGAAACCCAAUGAGUAUGCUGGAACCAAAAAAGACCCUCACAUUGUCCCAGGCAUUAGUGACAAGCGGCUGGUAGGCUGCCUGUGUGAAGAGGACAACACUGCCAUUGUGUGGUUCUGGCUCCAUGAGGGGAAGCGCUGUCCCGAAUGUGGGUCCCACUACCAGUUUGUCCGUCAUGAGCUGCCCCACUGAAACAGCCACCAAGCUCAUUGACACAAAGUUCCUUGCCACUAGACCAG
This is a messenger RNA of Coregonus clupeaformis (lake whitefish), 461 nucleotides long. RefSeq names its product cytochrome c oxidase subunit 5B, mitochondrial-like. The transcript has 4 exons. Gene Ontology annotation, biological process: mitochondrial electron transport, cytochrome c to oxygen. The record is from RefSeq and is a predicted model, not a curated record. NCBI's taxonomy places the organism in Eukaryota, Metazoa, Chordata, Actinopteri, Salmoniformes, Salmonidae. Gene Ontology annotation, cellular component: mitochondrial envelope. The coding region runs from base 37 to 414 and encodes 125 amino acids.